This is a messenger RNA of Zea mays, 2190 nucleotides long. RefSeq lists its product as uncharacterized. The coding region runs from base 66 to 1907 and encodes 613 amino acids. Lineage: Eukaryota; Viridiplantae; Streptophyta; Magnoliopsida; Poales; Poaceae. The transcript is spliced from 4 exons. The record is from RefSeq and is a predicted model, not a curated record.
UGCUAUAUAAUGUGCCCAGCCAAUGCAGAAGCCUUCUCAUCGGGUCUUGUUCCAAGCAAAAGAAAAUGGAGAUGUUGGCUCUCGUUCUGACACUCCUGCUUUCACUCUCAGCGGCUACCGGCGCCGCCGCGGAGACGGUGAAAGUGACCACCACCCCGGUCUUCUCCCACAUCCCUCGACUUCAGGCAAGCAAGGAUUUCCAGGUGCUCGUGCGCGUCGAGGCGCCACCGGCGCUGCAGCAGCAUAGACGCGUCCCCGUCGACCUCGCCGUGGUGCUCGACGUGGGUGCCAGCACCGGCGCCGGCACGGCGAGGCUGGAUGCGGUAAAGAAGGCGGUCAAGUUUAUCAUCAGGCAGAUCCACGACGACGACCGUCUCGCCGUCGUCGGGCCGUCCAACUAUCGGCUACUCCCCGGGUUCCUGAACACCCGCGAUGCCCGAUGGAAUGCCGAGAAAUCCGUCGACCAGCUGGAGCCCCGUGGUGAGUUCACGUCUGGCGCCGGCUUGGAGGAGGCCAUUAAGAUCCUGGAGGAGCUACCGGCGACGGCGAGCCGGAGCAGCCGCGCGCGCUUCGUCAUCUUGGUGACGGACAGGGCAGUGGCAGAGGGCAGCAGCAGAUUAUUCAACAAGCUGCCGCGCGAGUCCCUCUCUCUACCCCCGGUGCACACGUUGGGGCUCGGCGCGGCGCACGACCCCAGGGAGCUGUUGCACAUCGCCAGGGAAUCCCAGGGCACCUACUCAUUCGUGGACGACCAGAACACGGACGGCAUCACCGGCGCCAUCGCCGUCUGCCUCAGCGGGCUCAAGAAUGUGGUCGCCGUCGGCGCGCGCGUCCGCCUCGAGGCGCCGGUCGGGAGCGGGGUCACCAUCGAGAGGAUCCAGUCGGGGGGAUACACAUACAGCAGGACUCGCCCCAUCACCACCAGAGACGACAAGACGUACGUCGAGGUCGCCGUCGGCGCCAUCUACGCCGGCGAGGUGAAGAGCUUCCUCGUCCACCUCAGCGUGCCUGCUCUUCUUCCUUCGACGUCGACCGUCGUCGCCGACGGCUGCUACAGGCAACAGCUGCUCACUGCCAGCGUCGUCGGGCACUACACCAACAGCGACGAAGAACAUGCUGCGGCUCCAGCUUCUCCAAGUCCAACGGUGACCCAGGCUAUCUUGUACGUACAAAGGCCGCCGCCAGAAGCCCUCGACGUCGCCUGCGGCGGCACGCUGCAUAGAGUCCCCGUCCCCGUGGUGAUGAACCACAUCGCGCGGUUCGGCGUGCUGGAGAUGGUGGCCACCUUCGUCGACACCGACAUCGGGCGGCAUAGCACCGUCACCGCGGAAAUGGCGACGAAGCUGCGGGUCCAGUGGGAGAAGUUCGUGCAGGCGCGGCAGUUCUGGAGCGGCCUGGACCUGGGAGUCCUCGACGACGAGGUCAGCAGGAUGGUGAACAUCCUAGAAGAAGCAGCAAGCAGAAGCGGCUCCUCGACGUCUCUGUCGGCGGCGACGGCCUACGUGUUGUCGUGGCUGUCGAGCUACCAGAUGCAGCGGCCGACGGCCAUGGGAUCGCCGGGCAGCGUCGCGGCCGCUUUCGUCACCGUGAACAUGCAGCUCACACUGCUGCAGGUUAGGAACGACUUCGACAGAUUCGACACACUUCUUCCACGGGCUCCACCACAAUCACCAAUCUGCGUGGAUCCAAUGCCGCCGCCGCUGUUCGAGAUGUCCGGACGGGGCGACGACACCUACCGCGUCGUCAACACCGCUUACCCGCCGGGCGUAUUGGUGGACGCCAUCAACGAAGCAAUGAAGCAGAUGCACCUGGCGUUGGUUCAGGCGAGCAACCUCCGGCGAUGCGACGCUGCCGGCGUCGAGGUGCCACUGCGGACGCCGCUGUCACGGGCGGGCGCAUUCGCAUGAUCCAUCAUCCUGCCAGCAACGAUCCAUCCUCCACCUCUCCUACCGUUUAUGUUCUUGAUUUCUUGUUUUUGUUUCUAAGAAAAUAAAGGAGAGCAUCAGUUUGCAUUGGCGUAAUUUUUUUUCUAUAGACGAGGGAGUGCAAGAACACAAAUCACUGUCAACACUCAAUGCAUCACCACCUCAAAAAGUAUUUUUAAUUUUAUUAAGUUAUAAGUUUUGUAACCAAGCAUGUGAUGAUAUAAUAAGAAAUUGACCACGUGCAUUUGCGCACUGUUAUUAUUUA